GAACCACUGCACAACAGCCAUGUCCACGGUUACAAGAAGCGCCAGUGCCAGUCCCAUGGCCUUAAACGGCAUCAUCGACCCCAGCAUGUUCCCCCUCAAGUCCACCGCCGAUGUGGUGAAUCUCUUCCGGCGUGCAUUAACCUCCGGCAUCGAACCAGAUCUCACACUGCUCUCCAUCGUCGUGGGCUACAUCGAGCUAUCGCUGACCACGGGGGAAGCAGCGGCACAAGCUGCCCAGGCCGCCGCCGCAGCAGCAGCAGCAGGUGACAUCAGUCAGGCGGGGACAGGUGGAAAUGACGUGAUCAUGGGCAAUACUGUGCCCUUUCCGGUAGUGACCCACGAACUGAUCGCCGGGCUGUACAAGAAGUUCCAAACCAUUUUGUCGGUGGUGGACAAGCCGAAACCCCAUCGGCAGGCCACCCGGGAGGUGAUCAAGAAGGUGUCGGACGUGAUCUGGAACUCGCUGAUCCGCAGCAGCUACAAGGAUCGGGCGCAUCUCCAAAAUCUCUACAGCUAUUUGUCUGGGAACAAGUUGGACUGCUUUGGAGUGGCCCUGGCGGUGGUGGCUGGCUGCCAGUUGCUGGGCUACAAGGAUGUGCGGCUGGCCAUAUCGGAGGAUCAUGCCUGGGUGGUGUUUGGGCAGAAGCGAGUGGAGACCAUCGAAGUGACAUGGCACGGAAAGGGCAGUGAGGAUAAGCGCGGGCAGGACAUACGCCCUGGCAUUGAAUCUGGAUCUUGGCUGUAUUUGGGUGGUCUGGCGGUGAUUUGCGAGCGUGGAAUGGAGGUGGCAGCCAUCUGUGCUGCCCUGAACAUCUCCCUCACCUCGAAUAGUGAUUGCGUCGAGGUGGCAGACCUCCAGCAGCAGCUGUUGUGGCUCCUCUACGACCUGGGUCACCUUAAACGCUAUCCCAUGGCCCUGGGCACGCUCGGCGAACUGGAGGAGAUCCAUCGCACCCACUCGAGCAUAAGUUGCGAGCAGCUCUACCGCGAGGCCAUUGAAUCGGCCAGGACCCAUUACCGGAACCAUCAUGUCUAUCCGUACACCUACCAGGGAAACUACUACAAUCGCCUGCUAAAGUACAGAGAUGCUUUUGCCGCCUGGGCCAACGCUGCGGAUGUGAUUCGUUUGUACACGUACCAGUGUCGGGAUGAUGAGGAAAUCUACAAGGAGCUACUGGACAUUGCCAACGAGCUGAUUCCAUAUGUUAUGAAGACGGAGAGCUCGGGUCAUUCGGCCAGAAGUAUCCUGCGGGAUGCCGAAGUGUUUGCUAAUUUAUUGAGAUUCUACGACGGCAUUUGCCAGUGGGAGGAGGAUAGUUUAACGCCCAUUUUGCACAUCGGCUGGGCCAAGCCACUCGUGAACAACAUCACCAAGUUCGACUACGAUAUAAGGUCCCAGGUGGUCAUCAAGCUGCCCGAGGAUAUGGAGACAGAGCAGGCUAAGGCACAGGCACAGGCACAGGCUCAGGCCCAGGCCGAACAGGAGGCUAAGGAAUCGAAAGAAGCUGCCGGAUCAGAGGCUCUGGAGGGAAACAACAAUAUGGUUGUGAAAAAGGAAGAGAAAUCUAAAAACUCCGAAUUGCCAACCACUUUGGCAGACUUAACCGCUGCCUGUGGCGAGAAGAUUCUCAAUCCGGAUUUCCUACUCCAAGGCGGGGGACAGCCCUUUGCCGAUCAGAAGCAGCAAUCGGCCGAAAGGGAAACGGAUAUUUUGGAGCCCGUUAACAACAACAACAACAAUAAUAACAACAAUAGCAAUAGCAACAAUAACAACCACAAUGCUGAGAAGGAGGCUACUAAAACCACAAAUACGACAAGCAAUGGAAGCGGAAAAUCUGUCCAGUUGCCAGUUACUAGUGAAGCUAGCAACGCCAGCCAAGCCCCAGUCGCAACCCCAGUCCAACAAGAGAAACUACAGCACAAAGAAGCUAAAAUAGAGAAGACGAGCGAUGAGUUCGAUCCGUACGAGAUAAUGCUCAAGAAGCCGGUCAUCACCCUGUACAGCCAGAAGAUGAAGGGCCUGAAGGACCUGCUCCUGGCCGAGAAGCUCAACACCCACGCCAUUUCCCUCCAGGUGACGGCACAGUCGGUGGCCUCCCGGAAAGUUCGAGGUGUGGAGAAGCAUUCGGCCACCAUUUCAGCCACCAUCACAGCGAUUGCCUCCAACUCGGGCGAAGGUCUUCUAGCGGGCGGAGGCACGACUGGUGGACCAGGAGGAGGUGGUGGUGCAGCAGGAGGAUCAACAGGCGGAGCAUCACUGGGUGCAUCGUCGUCGCCAGGCGGAGACUCGAUAGCCGCCUCGCGACCGAAGAGAACGCGGCGCGAGUAAUCCUCGUUUGGAACAAAUAUUGGAAAAAGUCGUAAUUAUCAGGUGCGAAAGUUAGAGUGGAUCGAAAUG
Messenger RNA from Drosophila bipectinata, 2398 nucleotides. RefSeq names its product menin 1 (gene Mnn1). Lineage: Eukaryota; Metazoa; Arthropoda; Insecta; Diptera; Drosophilidae. Gene Ontology annotation, cellular component: nucleus; histone methyltransferase complex; chromatin. Gene Ontology annotation, molecular function: chromatin binding; transcription cis-regulatory region binding; Y-form DNA binding. Gene Ontology annotation, biological process: regulation of transcription by RNA polymerase II; negative regulation of cell population proliferation; negative regulation of cell cycle. The record is from RefSeq and is a predicted model, not a curated record.